Messenger RNA from Bursaphelenchus xylophilus (pine wood nematode), 2319 nucleotides. The record is from the annotation of a GenBank genome assembly. NCBI's taxonomy places the organism in Eukaryota, Metazoa, Nematoda, Chromadorea, Rhabditida, Aphelenchoididae.
AUGUCGCGGACGGCAACCCUCAAUCUGGCUCACACCGCCAUCCUAAAGACCAGAGAACUGAACUAUCUCUGUUGUGCGCUCUCUUACAUUCAUUUCAUCUGCAUUAUUGGGCUGGUGGUUUCGGUUUUUAUGAUGGGACUGGAGCGAUCAAUUGCUGUGAGGCACGUUCACUCCUACUAUGAGGAAGAGCGACCAUUGUCGAUCGUGUUUCUGUUGGUAUGUUGGGUUUUGAGCUUUCCACUUUUUAUCACAUCUUAAAGUGGUGAAAAAUUUAACUUCCCUCUUUCUCAUCCCAAUGAAAAAUUGACCUUUAUUGCAUCGAUUUUAGAUAACGGCGGCCAUUGCAGGUGGCGGCGCCUUCUGCUAUUUUUGUGCGGCCAGGUACAUUGUCUACGACGCGGACCCGGCGACACAGACAUUUCUAGCAGCGGAGAAAAACAUACCAGCCACCGUUUUUGCCUUCUCAUUUGGAUUCGUCGGAUGUGUUGGUGGUGCGUUGGUAAGUUACACAUGAAAAUAUUAGUUAGUCGGGGGAAAUAAUGAGCACUCUGUCGCAUCAAAAAUCACAUCGCCGCCGAGAAAAUGAAUUGUGUCGCGGCAAAAUCAAAUUGCUUUUCACUUCACGACGAGAUCGGCGCUGCAACAUUGUGCUCGUUAUUUUCCCGACAGACUGAUAAAGUCGCACCCCAAAUCUCCAGCCACGGCUAGACGUCGCAAAGCCAUGUUGGGCGAGUCUACGGCGUCACAAAUCCAUAUUAUUUUCCCGGCAGACUUGGAUAGUUUUGACCGUAUAAAGAGGCGUAAAAGGCCGAAAAUUCUGGGGGAAAGUUUUUACAUGGUGACACCCCUGACUGGGGGAGGGGCGUCACACGUCAAACUGAGGAGUCAGGUGACCGGAAUAGACCCUUCGCUAUCGGUUUUUUACAUUUCGUCUUGAUUACCAGAGAAAGAGAGAAAAAAAGACACGCAAAAGCGUACUCUCUCGCCCCAAAAAUUCCCCAUUUCUCCCCCGACAAAACGUUUUUCGCGUCUUUUUUUGGCAAAUUGCCGAUUCAUUCACCGGACUGUUUUAGCUUAUCUCAGUUUGACGUGCGUCACCAUGUAAAAAAAUCGCUUACGGUUACCUUGGUCCCCCUUACCAUGUUUUCCUUCGACCCCGUCCUUAGACGAGGGUGUCAAAAGGCCUGAUGACCCAGUAACGAGACAAGACGACAGCUCAAGAGCCAAUCGAUUUAUUCAGUGGAAAGGAGGCCUUUUAUAUGCAUGCCCCACGUAGGAAAGUACGGUCAAAUUUGAAUAAAUGCAGAUCGUUCCUCGUGGGAAAAUCCUCGAAGCUCGGUCGUUCCGCCUCACAGCGGGGUACUCACCUCUCCAUUCCCUUCUCCCCUAGCUACGCUCCAGCACAAAAGAUCCAUGUUUUAAUACAUGCCAACAGUAAAACAAUAUCCGCUUUUAAAUUUCAGGCCCAACUCCGCCAAAACAGCAAUGCUGCCAAUCGAUUUCGCAGCUUCAAGGGAACCGUCUCGCUGAAUGUGCGGCUUCUGAGCGAGGAGAUUUUAAUUUCGUCCGCAAUUCUCCGACGAAUUGCGGUUGCGUACGUCGUCACCUGUCUGGACGGCAUUCUCCUGUCGUUGGCCAGAUGGGAAAUUUUUGGCGGAAUCGGAACGGAUAGCACGCUGAACAAGUUGCUGACUGAAGUAAGUGGUUUUUCAGUUUUUUUCAGUUUUUCAUGUGACAUUUAUUACUGACAAGGGAGGUCCUCUAAAGCUCGGAUUUUGACAAAAUUGGCACAAUUUUACAUAAAGUAUUUUCAAAUAUAUACACAUGAUACCAAGCUCGAACUUUGCAGAGUGCCAAUACAGCACAAUUUUCUAAUUUUCAAUACUGACUUUGCAGUUAAGUUUCUUCAACGUCGACAUAUGCGUUGUUUUCGUCAUGGUCUUCUUCAUGCUGAAGCAUCAGUACGUAAGGACGAUUGUUCGCGGAGAUCUCCUCAAAUUCGUUAGUGUGAACGUGGCUGACAGACUCGUCCCACCAGGACCUACAUUUGUGAUACCGCAGACGUCCGCCUACUUCCAGCAAAUGAACAGCGCUUGGGAUGUACGUAAGGAUGAGUUGAUUUCUGCGCUGGUCCUUUACAAAGUCGCUGGAGUGGCUUUGGCGACAUGCACUGUGCAAAAAGGGAACUUUUCAUUUCUCAUAGUGCAUAUUGCAAAAAAAUGGCGCUACGGUUUUUCGAGUCAACAGUUCGAGUCGACGUUACAUUGGGGUGCCUCAAUUUGUCAUUGUAGGCAUGGGGAAGUCUUGGAAAAGGCUUAG